GCGCGCGCGCGCGCGCUCGCUUUAGCGCCCGCUCCAAUGGGAGCGGCGGGUGCGCGUCACGUGUCCGGAGGCCGGUGGGCGGGGCCGCUAUAUAAGGCUCGGCCGGGCGCCGCCUCGGCCGCCUUCUCAGCAGCUCCAGCCCGGGACAGAUCCGCUCGACUCCUCCUCCUCCACCACCACCACCAUGUCUUCUGAAGAAGGAAAACUCUUCGUUGGGGGUCUGAAUUUCGAGACCGACGAACAAGGCCUGGAGCAGCAUUUUGGCUCUUUCGGCCCCAUCUCUGAGGUGGUCGUAAUUAAAGACAAAGAGACCCAGAGGUCCAGAGGCUUUGGCUUCAUCACCUUUGCCAACCCGGAACAUGCGUCAGAUGCCAUGAGGGCAAUGAAUGGAGAGUCCGUGGAUGGGCGUCAGAUCAGAGUUGACCAUGCUGGGAAAUCUUCCCGUGGAUCCAGAGGUGGCUCAUUCGGAGGCAGAGGCCGAGGCCGCGGCUACUCCAGAGGAGGUGGAGACAGAAGCUACGGUGGCGGCCGCUAUGACAACCGAAGUGGAGGCUAUGGCGGGUCCCGGGACUACGGCGGCAGAAGUCAGGGAGGAUAUAACGACCGCUACUCCUCUGGAGGCUCUUACAGAGACAACUAUGACAACUAAGCUCGCAACGAGUAAAAACCCUUCCUGACUCAAGAUCGUCCUUCCAAUGGCCGUAUUUAUAAAGAGUUUUGGAGCUUCGCUGAAUCUUAUUGUUUAGUUAUCUACCUGUAUCUUCCCUUUUGUAGUCUUGUCACACGCAGCCUGACAGCUUCUGCUACGAGAUGGCCCGUUGAGACUUUCCUCAAGAAAGCUCUGUUUAGUUUUGAGUGUUUUUUUAAAAGCAUUUUUGAAAUCUGGUUUAUUUUUCUCCUUUUGAUUUGUCAACAACCCAAGGUUUCUUUUAAAUUGCCAAGACGGGGCCCUGAACUCACUUUAACACAUUGUUCCCGCAAGCUGGAGUUUCUAAGACAAGUGCAAUGAUACCUUGGAGUUCUGUUCCUUUAGUGUAUAGCAAGGGAGGGGUGAAAUGCGCGGCAGCCUUUGGUAUAUCUAAAGGGACACAAGUGACUCGUAAGUUCGAUCUGCAGAAAAAAGGUAUUUUCACUGUACAAUGUAACAACCCCCAGAACUAAGACUUGCAAAAACGUUCCACGAGAGGUUCUUGAAAAUGUUUGUUUAUAUUGUCCUUUUUUUACUGGAAGAAAUGCGCAUAAUUCCAUUGGUAUUGUAUUUGAAGUGGUGAAGGAAUUCCUGUAUUCAGUUCUCUGGCUUUACGAAGCCUAUUAAAAGACCGUUCUGAAACGAA
Messenger RNA from Chrysemys picta bellii (western painted turtle), 1334 nucleotides. Its product is annotated as RNA binding motif protein 3. Gene Ontology annotation, biological process: positive regulation of mRNA splicing, via spliceosome; regulation of translation. NCBI's taxonomy places the organism in Eukaryota, Metazoa, Chordata, Testudines, Emydidae. Gene Ontology annotation, cellular component: spliceosomal complex. The record is from RefSeq and is a predicted model, not a curated record. Gene Ontology annotation, molecular function: RNA binding; ribosomal large subunit binding.